This is a messenger RNA of Anopheles stephensi (Asian malaria mosquito), 1729 nucleotides long. Its product is annotated as transcription factor HES-1-like. NCBI's taxonomy places the organism in Eukaryota, Metazoa, Arthropoda, Insecta, Diptera, Culicidae. Bases 307 to 1440 code for a protein of 377 amino acids. Gene Ontology annotation, cellular component: nucleus. Gene Ontology annotation, biological process: anterior/posterior pattern specification; regulation of transcription by RNA polymerase II; regulation of neurogenesis. Gene Ontology annotation, molecular function: protein dimerization activity; RNA polymerase II cis-regulatory region sequence-specific DNA binding; DNA-binding transcription factor activity, RNA polymerase II-specific. The record is from RefSeq and is a predicted model, not a curated record. The transcript is spliced from 3 exons.
AACCAUGUGCGCCGUCUGACGGAUGACGGGGGAAUGUGAUCUGGUACGGAUCCGUUGUUCCGGCAUUCUCGUUUCGAAUGCCGCCGGUGUCGGAGUCUGGUCUGCCGACACUCGGGGAAAAUGUUCUAAAGUGUCAACCAAGUGCUUCGUUCGGUGUAAAUCGAUGAUGAAAGUUAUGUGAAACAAUCAGUGAAUUGUAAAAGAAAAAGUGAUCGAAAUCAAAUAGAAACAACAGGCAGUGAAACUUGUAUUAAGUGAACAAGCAAACGAAGAGUGAACUAGAAAACAGUAGCUCAAGUGACUUAAAUGGCUAAUCCAAGCAAGAUGAGUAAUCCACACGAUCGGCACGAUGAGUACGCAUCGGAGAGCUAUUUGCGCCGGAUAAAGGCUGAAAUCCGAAAGACAAAUAAGCCAAUCAUGGAAAAGAAACGUCGCGCUCGUAUCAACAACUAUCUAAACGAUCUCAAGUCACUGCUAUUGGACGCGAUGAAAAAGGACCCAGUACGCCAUUCAAAGCUCGAGAAGGCGGACAUUCUCGACCUGACCGUGAAGCAUCUGCAGGACAUCGAGCGCCGCCGACUGAACGUGGCAAUGGCCGUCGAUCCGACGGUACCGGAAAAGUUCGCCAACGGUUACCGAGAGUGUAUCGACGAAAUUGGCAAAUACUUUGACACGCUCGGAUCGGUGGACGAAGGACUAAAGGCGCGUGUUCGAAAGCACCUCGAAAGCUGUCUCACCUUUCAACCGGGCAAACCGUUCCCGGUUGGAGCACCGUUCGGGUUUGCCGGCGUCCCACUACAAUCGCCGGAUGACAUCAACAACAACAGCAACGGGUUGCUGAACCGUACCUUUGCCAACAACCUGUCGCUAAUGUUCCCAGCGGGCAUUCCUUUUCCCACCGGCGAAACAUCGACGAUUCCCUUCCAUCCGUUUCCCUUCUUUGGACCGCUGCGUGGUGCGACCCUGCCGAAUCCUUCCUUCGCCGGCUACGGCAAAGAACCUCCAGUGCCCCAUAUUGGACCACCGGGGAAAGACUCACGCGAGGAUAGACCUCCCAGCACUGCUCUUACCGUGCCAAGUCCACCGGCGAGCCCUACGAAUGGUGAUGGAACGGCGGACGGUACGACGCUUAAAACUCCGAUGGGAAAAACGGGCACACUGAGCGAACACAAUAUGGACCGUCUUUUGUCCAUCUUUCCAACACCGCCCUCACCGGAAGAGCAGCCGAGUCGAAGUCGGUUGGGGAAGUUGGGACAUCAUUUCAGCAGCUCACCCUUCGUGCCUACCAAACGUUCCAGGACGAGUGCCGCCGAAGAAGACAUCAGCAUGGAGAGGGAAGACCACGAAGAACAGGGCGAAAGCAGUCAAGGCCAAGAACGAAAGGAAAAUGUCGAUGAUGGGAAGGAUAAUCCGAACGGUGAAAUGUGGCGACCUUGGUAAAAGGUGGCGCCGACGGCAAAACUAAUCUUCGGCACGGUUAUUCGCCGUUCGAUUUCAACUCAAAGCUUUAAGACAACAAACCUGGACGGAAUGCUUUAACUAUACGAGUAAGAUGAGCUUUAACUAUGGCGUUACGGCUAGAGCUGUAAGACGAAGGGAUUUGCAAGAGUUAACACAAAGAUGGGUCAGGGAUAUAGGAUAAGGAGUGAGAGAAAGCGUACCAUUUGUUGCGCUGUGUUUGAUCUAAAUAUAAUAUUGUGAUAUGAAGUAAAGGAAUCUAAGACUUGGA